Messenger RNA from Peromyscus californicus insignis, 3400 nucleotides. Its product is annotated as translation initiation factor IF-2-like. The transcript has 3 exons. The record is from RefSeq and is a predicted model, not a curated record. Lineage: Eukaryota; Metazoa; Chordata; Mammalia; Rodentia; Cricetidae. Bases 1 to 1173 code for a protein of 390 amino acids.
AUGGUGCCCAGAGUGAGCCCUGCGAGGUCACUUACCAACUCCCCUGGAUUCCUAGGGUUCCGGCAAAAGGGAGGCCCUCCCUCCGGGGUCCCCUUUUCUGGACCCUCUGACCUGCAAGGUUCAGAGUCGCCCCUCCAAUCAAGCUGCUGCGGGAGCUGGGGAAACGAUCCAGGAUGUUUCCAGCGGUCCGCCGCCCACUGGCUCGGUAGUUGCGAGAGGCGGGGGGCCCGAGAGAGGACUGCCUCGCCUCCCUCCUCCGGAGGAAGCCCUUCGACGCCUCGGCUCGAGCAGGAGGCGCGGGCCUGCCUGCCGGCCGGCCGGAAGAACCCGCUCCCGAGUUUUCCCGCCGCUGCCCCUCGAGCUACCUGGCCGGCCCCGGUGCCGGUGCCGGUGCCUGCGCCUGCGCCCCCGCCCCCUCCCCAGGAGGCCGCAGGGCUUGUGACUCUUGCAGAGGUGACGGGCCGAGAGGGAAACCAGGCGGCUGGGGGAGGGGCGUCGCCUGCACCUGGCCCCUGUCCGCCGCCCAGGCCGGGAAGGGCGGGCCUGGACCCCCGCCAGCCCCGAAGGAGCGGCGGGGGAGGGGAGCCUCCUGCCUCGCCCGGGGGAGGUCCGGGACCGGCCGGGGAAACCUCCCACCCCACCGGAGCGCGGCGGAGACGCGUCCGGGGAUCGGGCGGCUCGGCGCCCCUUCCCGAGCUGCGCUGGGCCGGCUCCCCCGGCCGGCCGCGCUCUCCAGCUGCAGGAAAUUCCAGAAGCUCUCCAUCAUCCGGGCGCAGCGCGCAGCCCAGGCUGCCAAGGCUCCCCCGAAGGAGAGCCACAUGCCGGCCGGCCGGCCGACCGCGCGGCCCGCCCUCGCCCCCACCCUGUCCCACUCGGCCCGGCCGGCCACGUAGCCCGGCCCGCCACCCCUUCCCGCGCCCCGGGGGCCCGGCGGAAUGCGUGGCGGCCCCGGCUGGGGGCUAUUUUGAGCGGGAAGGGGAGCGGCCCGGCCGCGGGGUUUUCGGCUUUUUCCUGGCCCCCGGCCCGCUAGCCCAGGCCCUCGGCUGCCCGCGGAGGAGGGACACGUGGAAGGGGAGAGGAGGGCAGCCUCGAUCCGGCUCCGGGCUGGGGAGGGCCCCGGAGACACCCGGCCCGACUUGCUUUGCUCUGCGGGCCGAGCGACGGGAUUACUAAUAGCGCCUUGCACGGGCGGUGGCUCCAGGGCGCCCGCUACCUGCACGCCCCUCCUCCGGUGAGCGCCGGCGGCCGGGGCACUCCCUCCCCAGCGGCGGACUCAGGCCUCACUGGAUAGCGCCACCGAGCACCAGUGGCCAAUCACCGGCCUCGAUUUCCUUACCUUGUCUUUGCCUUGCUGCUGCCGACAUCAUCAAGGCCAAGGUCUCCAGGUUGACAUUCGGUGGCCUUCACAGCCAGCUGGGGCCCACUGGUCACCGCACCCUUCCCUCUCCUCUGGUCAGUGGGCUGAUUUCUUCCUUUCCAACUGUCUGAGUACCACCCACAGGCUCACUCAGGUUGGGACAGUUCCUGCCCUGCUGGCCUGUCACCCAGUGCUUCAGGCCUAGCCAGCUGCCCCCACUCUGCCCUUGGGGUUAUCCCUGGGUCCAGACACUCUCAGCUCUCCUUGAGCAGACCAGGCUGAGGUGUACUGACCACACGGCCAGCUCCAGGAAGUAGGCCACUGCCCUGACUAUGCAGCUUGGCUCCAUGUCUGGAUACUGGCUUACCUUAGGUCUCACUUGUCCUCUCCACUCUCAUUCUGUCCCCUUGCCGCAGGGAGUCAAGGGCAUAGCACCACCCUCAAAGUUGGGACGGAGUCUCCAAGUCUGCUUUCCCCUCUGAGUGUCAGUGUCUCUUCUGUAGAUGGGCACAGCCAUAUCUGCACCUCACAUGAGCUUCACAAAGGCUAGAUUGCUUGUAGACUCUGUGUGUGUGUGUGUGUGUGUGUGUGUGUGUGUGUGUGUGUGUGUGUGUAGAUGUGUUCUAGUAAAGUUUGCAAAAAUUCCAAAUAGUCACCACAGACUCUAUCUCUAAGUUUAUUUCAGAUUCUCAUCCAUGCCAAGAGAGGUGCUAUGCACCCUGACUUCUGGAUACUCGGGAGGCUGAGUCAGGAGGGUGGCCAGGAGUCCCUCAGCAGCUGGCCAACACAGUGAGACCUUUGUUUCCAAAAAAAUAAAAACCUACAUCCAGGGCACUCUUGCAAUCUUGUACUCUCUAAGCCCUACCCUGUUUGCCUGCUUGGUACUUCUAAUAACCAUCUAACAAACCUCUCUGUCUCUCUCUCUCUUCAUGAGUACACACACACACACACACAUUUGCUCUUGUUUAUUUUGGAGACAGGAUCUCACUAUGUAGUCAGGUUGUCCUUAAACUCAUGACUCUCUUGCCUUAGCCACCCUAGGAUUACAGACAUAUACCACCAUGCCUAGCCAGCUAAUAAUCCAUACAUUUUACCUGCUUUUGUGUGAAUUAUUUUACUCUGUGUACAUUUGCUUGAGGGUAGAGUGUUUUGUUUUGUUUUUUAAUACAACAAUUCUGUUCACUGCUUUGUGUCCUAGAACAGCCUAACACCAAAUAUGCAUUGUUAGUUGAGGAAUGAAUGAACGAGUCACGUCUGGACUAUGUUCCAGGCACCAUCCUGCUCACGGAUUGUCUCAGCCUAGGGUCAGGUGCUUAAAAAAAUGGGGAGGAAGCAGCUUGGUUAGGCUGUGACUCCAGAGUCUACCCUGUUAAUGACUGUGUUCUAUUUCCUUUCCUGUGAUUAGCUAAGCCUCAUAUUACUGUCACCCAUCACAUGCCCCUGAGGCCACCAGCCUCCCAACUCUUCUCCACUGGGCCACUUCCUCCCAUUUCUCAGCUCUAAGUAAGCUACACUACUCAUUCUCCCCUUGGGGCCGGUGCUUAGGCCCUGCCUAGAAUGUCCUGGGCCCCCAUCUCUUUCAGCUCACCUAUCUCUCAAGACUCAUGUGUGGGAGCAUUCUAGCCAGGUUCCACUUUCCUUUACCUGCAGCAAGUUCAAGUUUGAGGCCAGCCUGAGCUACACAAGUCACUCCGUCUCUUUCCCUACUCUCCUUUUUCUGUGUUUGAGCAUGAGCAUGUCUGUGCACGCACACAUCAUGCACACACAGGCCUUGUCCUCUUCUGUCCCUUCUUUGCUAUCCCUGUCCCUCUCCUGACCAGGGCGUCCUCCUUCAUCUGCUAGAUCAACACCUCCGACCCCAGCCCCCAACUAGUUUGAAUCUUUUUGAUUAAGAAAUGUAGCCCCAAGCUGGGCGGCGGUGGCAGUGGCAUAUGCCUUUAAUCCCAGCACUCGGGAGACAGAGAUGAGGAUCUUUGUGAGUUCGAGGCCAGCCUGGUCUACAGAGUGAGUUCCAGGAAAGGCUCCAAAAGCUACACAGAGAAA